AUGGCAUUCGUCGUCAACUCUGCCACGUGGGCCCUCUCCUUCGGCCAGCGUCAGCUCGACCGCGCCGUCUCGCCCGAAAAGCGCGAAGAGUACUGGAACUCGGCCGUCGACUUUGCCCAGAGGCGUCCACUCCUCACCGCCUUCCUCCUGACCCAGGCAACAAUCUCCUUCCUCCCCACCGUCCUCUUCGCCUCCUUCGUCGCCUCCCUCCUCUUCUUCACCGCCCUCGCCGCCUUCCUCUUCCUCUGCUUCUGGAUCGCCGUCGCCCUGCUCUUCUUCGUCCCCGCCGCCUUCGUCACCACCGGCCUCGCCCUGCUCCUCUGGGCCUGGGGCGCGGGGUCCUACGUCGCCCUGCGCUGGCUGUACGACCUGUUCCUCGCCACGGGCAGCAAGGAGGUCGUCCUCUACAACCGAGACGCCAACAACCACAACCAUCACAACCACAACCACAACCACGGCGAUAAGAAGGAAGGCGUCAACGGCAACAACAAGCAGCAGAAGCACGACAGGCCGCCCACCGCAGACGAGCAGGGCAACCUGGGCCUCGUCAAGACCGAGUCGGACCCCGCCGGCGGGGGCGACAUCAAGAUCUUCGCGCCCUCGGGCGCUUCGUCCUCGUCCUCGGCGGCGCCGGCCCCGUCGGACCAGUCCUAG
Messenger RNA from Thyridium curvatum, 654 nucleotides. RefSeq lists its product as uncharacterized. NCBI's taxonomy places the organism in Eukaryota, Fungi, Ascomycota, Sordariomycetes, Thyridiales, Thyridiaceae. The record is from RefSeq and is a predicted model, not a curated record. The transcript has 2 exons. The coding region runs from base 1 to 654 and encodes 217 amino acids.